Molecule: messenger RNA, 1463 nt
Organism: Esox lucius (northern pike)
Lineage: Eukaryota; Metazoa; Chordata; Actinopteri; Esociformes; Esocidae
Product: tubulin alpha-8 chain
Exons: 5
Coding region: 53-1396 (447 amino acids)
Biological process (GO): mitotic cell cycle; microtubule cytoskeleton organization
Cellular component (GO): microtubule; cytoplasm
Molecular function (GO): structural constituent of cytoskeleton; GTP binding
Source: RefSeq, a predicted model, not a curated record
GAACACAACAGCAUCUGUUUCAUAAGGAAAGGACAACGCUAUCUUUGGGAAAAUGAGGGAGUGCAUUUCCAUCCAUAUUGGCCAAGCAGGAGUCCAAAUGGGGAAUGCAUGCUGGGAGUUGUAUUGCCUAGAACAUGGUUUUCAGCCGGAUGGGACCAUUUAUGAGUCUGCGUCUUCUUGCUUGACUGACUCAUCGUUUGGCACCUUCUUCAGUGAAACUGGGGCUGGGAAAUAUGUUCCCAGGGCUGCCUUCAUAGAUCUGGAGCCUACAGUUGUGGAUGAGAUCAGGAAUGGCCCCUACCGUCAAUUGUAUCAUCCUGAGCAACUAAUCAGUGGCAAGGAGGAUGCCGCCAAUAACUAUGCUCGUGGCCAUUACACCAUUGGCAAGGAGAUUGUGGAGUCUGUCAUGGAAAGGUUGCGUAAAAUGUCUGACCAGUGCUCUGGACUACAAGGAUUCCUCAUCUUUCGCAGCUUUGGAGGAGGGACUGGCUCUGGCUUUGCUUCCUUGUUGAUGGAACGCCUGUCAGUGGAUUAUGGAAAGAAGUCCAAACUUGAGUUCUCAAUCUACCCUGCUCCUCAGGUGUCCACAGCAGUGGUGGAGCCGUACAACUCCAUCCUGACCACCCACACCACCUUGGAGCACUCGGACUGUGCUUUUAUGGUAGACAACGAGGCCAUCUUUGACCUCUGCAAGCGCAACCUGGGAGUGGAGCGACCAUCUUAUACUAACCUAAACCGCCUCAUUGCCCAGGUAGUUUCCUCCAUCACUGCUUCCCUGCGCUUUGAUGGCGCUCUCAAUGUGGACCUGACAGAGUUCCAGACUAACCUGGUACCUUACCCUCGCAUUCAUUUCCCUUUAGUCACCUAUUCCCCCAUCAUCUCAGUAGAAAAGGCCUAUCAUGAGCAGCUUUCGGUUCCUGAGAUUACAAAUUCUUGUUUUGAGCCGGUCAACCAAAUGGUAAAGUGUGAUCCCAGAUGUGGCAAAUACAUGGCCUGUUGCUUGCUAUACCGUGGCGAUGUAGUUCCCAAAGAUGUCAAUGCAGCCAUCGCCAGCAUCAAGACUCGGCGCAGCAUCCAGUUUGUGGACUGGUGUCCCACUGGGUUCAAGGUAGGAAUUAACUACCAGCCACCUACAGUUGUUCCUGGAGGAGACCUGGCCAAGGUCCAGAGGGCUGUGUGCAUGCUGAGCAACACAACAGCCAUUGCUGAGGCUUGGAGUCGUUUGGAUCACAAGUUUGACCUGAUGUAUGCUAAGCGGGCAUUUGUGCACUGGUAUGUGGGUGAGGGCAUGGAGGAAGGAGAGUUCUCUGAGGCCAGAGAGGACAUGGCUGCCCUAGAAAAGGACUAUGAGGAGGUUGGUGCAGACUCUGGAGAUGCUAGUGAGGAUGAAUAUUGAAACUGUUAAUGCUUUUGUGUAAAUUAGUUUUGUCAACAGCUUCCAAUAAAGUCUUGUGUAUUGUUCA